Molecule: messenger RNA, 3021 nt
Organism: Suillus plorans
Lineage: Eukaryota; Fungi; Basidiomycota; Agaricomycetes; Boletales; Suillaceae
Exons: 11
Coding region: 1-3021 (1006 amino acids)
Biological process (GO): interstrand cross-link repair
Cellular component (GO): nucleus
Molecular function (GO): 5'-3' exonuclease activity; flap-structured DNA binding; 5'-flap endonuclease activity
Source: RefSeq, a predicted model, not a curated record
AUGAGCCCAAGUUCACCAAAAGCGGACUCAGUUAGUACACUCAUAUUCUCCGGUGGCGAAAUUGAAGGCGACUACUCGUACGAAACCGAAAUAUGUGAAGGUGAGCGCCUGGGAGAGCUCUGCAACUUGAACCACGAUCAGGAGACAGGAGACGCAUCUGACAAGAAGGUCAAUGUAUAUGUCCGACUUUUUGAAGACAUGCUCGGGACUUUGAUAGAGACCGAGGCACAUUUAUUUGACCUUCCAGAACUUGAUUACUUCCAGAGAUAUGACAGACUUUCGCCAAAUGCAAAGUUUCUUAUGACGAAGCUUCUUUUACGAAAAUUCAAUGCAUGGCACCGUCUAGACUCCCUCAAAUAUGAAGCUGAAAUAGGUAGCAAAGAAGGGCUUAUUCAAGCUAUCAACGAGAUAUGCUUUGUACCAGGUCAAGUCAAAGUAGACACCAUAGAUGAAGAGGCCGUCAAGAUGAGCGUAGAGGAGAGGGAAAUAAUAGACCUCACAGAUGCACCACGUUCCCUGCCUUCACGCAUUCUGCAACCUCAGGAAAUACUUGCACCGCACUUGUAUCAACCCACACCACUUACACCCCUUAUUAUCAAGACCGAGGAAGUCCCAAUACCUUUAGAUGCAACACUCUCUGCUGCAAACGCUCUUGCUGGUCCCUCUUCUAUAAAACUCGAAGACCUUCCUAUGGCUGACACCAAAAUGAACCACGUCGAAACACUCCCAGAGCCCGGAGUCAUUCUAGCAGAGGACGAGUCUCAAAUGGACCUUCCUACCCUCCUCGAGUGCCUUAGAGUUGACGAACUACGCUGCAUCGCAAAGCAGAUGCGUGUCAAAGCUAGUUCAAAACCAUUUUUCGACAAACUACCCUCCCUUUUGGUCGCGAGACAGCCCAGAAACGACUGCGCGAUAUUGUUCUCGGUACACUGGGCAAGUGUGUGCGUGUACAUGAGAGCUUUCAUCGGUUCAACUCAAUCCUCCCAAGCUCUUCUUCUGCCCUCCCUGCUCUCACGGUUUAAGAAGCGCUCCUAUGCAAACAUAGCCUCCACACGUACGAAGGACAUCUGGCCUACACGUGAUGCCCUUCUCGCUUACGAACAAGCGCUUGAGCAGGAAGAAAUUGUAGAUGCCAUGUUCGCCGGGAACUUUGCAGCAGUGGGAGCUGAGAGGGAAUUUAAGACUCCAGCCACGGAUGAGCUUCGAUUCAAGACACCAGUAACACCAAGUGCUGCACCUGGAGCACCACAGACACCAAUUUCUACGAAGACUGUGCAGACCCCUGUAUCAAACACCUUUGCAACACCUGCUUCAAGUAGCAAGGGCAGGCCGCAAUCCAGAUCUGGUGUGUCUGGCAACACUGAGAAACCAGACUCCGUGCGUGUGCAUAGGGCACGACUAGUGAAGGAAAUUUUCGAGGAAGUGUAUCCGCACUGGCAGGCUCUAGUAAAGAUGAAGGAUGAAGGUGGUCUUGAGGGGGAAGAGAGAGGGUAUGGAUUAGAGAGGUUUGAGAGCGGGCACGUCCUAACUCGCCUCGUUUGUAAAGGCGCGCAUGCGCUCGGCAUUCUCGGGGAACACGAAUAUGAACUCAGUGUUCUCGAGUCCCUGCUUGCGCAGAGGCGGUGGCGUCGUGGACGACGGGGGAGAUGGCACGAGCGCCGGGCGCUGAUCCUAGAGAAACAUGUAGUCAGAUAUGAUGACGCGCUUUCGGCAUGCCUCGAUGCUCUUAAAGAUGAUGAUACACAUAUUGUAUUUCGCCCCAAACUUGACCGUCGCCUGACAGCUCUUGAAAAAAAGCUUAAAGUUGAGCCUGCAGAUCGGCAUACGAGCGAAUGGAACCUCCAACCUCUUGUGUUGGUCUCCAUUGAAGGAGUGCGCGUGCGCCACCGUGCAGGGAGUUUAAAACUCGACCGUUCCGGGCGGAACAUCAAUGACAAUGCCAAACCAAAAGUCUCUAUCACUCAAGCAGGAGACAUCACUAAAUUUUUGUCGCCGAAAAAGCCUGGCGUGACAAAAGUAGAUGCGACGCCUGUCUCGAUCAAAGCUGAGGCAAGGGAACGGAAAGAGGAGAAAGGAAAGUCCAUCUGGGUUGGACGAGAUAACCUAGAAGUGAAUGUCGAGACACUCGCACUUCAAUGGUACGAAGACCAAGGGUUCAAAGGCAUACACUCAGAAACUAGAAUCAUCACUACCCUCUUUGGUAUCCUCUUCUGGGAUAUCAUCUUCCUCCCCAUCCCCGGUGCCUUCGAGACCCCUUUCCAGACUGCACCGUUGGAUAUCGCAGAAGACGCAUUCUAUCAUGCUCGACGAGAUCCCAUCGAAACAAGGCUCAAGGAACUCGAGGAUGGACGAGGAGAGGAAAUUGUGAACCGAGUAGAAGCAGAGCAUAGAGCACGCAAGACAUGGUGCGUAGGUGUAGAUUGGGAAUUGGUAGAGGAAGGGGAGAUUGUAAAGAUAGUCCGUAUUAUGCUGGGCGCUGUUCCGGCGGUCCAGAUCUCUUUUUGUGGAAUGCGGAUACAGGAAAAUGCAAGUUCGUCGAGGUUAAGGGCCCAGCUCUGGAUCGACGUCCUUCUCCGAGCCGGAACAGCUGUGGAGUUGUGUUCAGUAUACGAGCAGGGUAAAGGGGAUGAAAACAAGACGGCGAAGAAGGGGAAGUCAAAGGGAAGCACUAAGAAGCGGCGAGGCAAAGCCAAGGAUAUUGUUGAAUCCGACGACGAAGAAUAUGAGGUGCAGCGCAUGUGCGAAUCUGAGGAUGACGCUGAUGCUUUGCCCGUUGCACCCGUGCGCAUGGACGACGACCAAGACGAAGGAACUUCUUCUAAACACUCUACUCGCUCACGAUCCUCUGCACACCCUGGAACGCCGAAUUGUAUGCCUGCAACUACCGUUAUUGAACCGUCAACGUCAACUCCUCCGCAUUUGUCCAAGAAGCGCAAGCUCAUUGCCGAAGUCAUUAUUACCACCCCUAGCCCCAGGAAGAAGAUCAAGUUCUUGCAGAACAGCGACAGUCCCGAUGUUUGA